This is a messenger RNA of Medioppia subpectinata, 606 nucleotides long. Lineage: Eukaryota; Metazoa; Arthropoda; Arachnida; Sarcoptiformes; Oppiidae. The record is from the annotation of a GenBank genome assembly.
AUGGCGGCCACUUUGAGACCAUACCUACUGGUGGUUCGGCGGACACUCGAGGCCGCCAUCUGUUUGGUUGACUUCAACUCACAGGUCGUCGAGAGACACAAUAAGCCCGAGAUUGAGGUGAAGAGCAGCAAAGAGCUGAUCCUCAACUCAGUGGUGAUCAGCCGUAAUGAGAGGGAACGGGUGCUGAUCGAGUCGUCCAUCAAUUCCGUGCGGAUCUCCAUUUGCAUCAAACAGGCGGACGAUAUCGAGAGGAUUCUGUGCCAUAAGUUCACCCGUUUUAUGGCUAUGAGAGCCGACAGUUUUGUGAUUCUUCGCCGAAAGCCGGUCACCAAUUAUGACACCGCGAAGAAGCCUCUGGUGGUCAACAAUAAUAGCAAUAAUAGUAAUAAUAACAGCAAUAAUAACGACAUGAAUAACGGCGUGGAGACCGGUUUCGACAUCUCCUUCUUGAUCACCAAUUUUCACACCGAAUCCAUGUUUCGCUACAAAAUCAUUGACUUUAUUAUCCAUUUCAUGGAAGAGAUCGACAAAGAGAUUAAUGAGAUGAAACUGGCCAUCAAUGCCAGGGCCAGAAUCACCGCCGAAGAGUUCCUUAAGAAAUUCUAA